Chlorella variabilis is the source of this 3483-nucleotide messenger RNA. RefSeq lists its product as hypothetical. Lineage: Eukaryota; Viridiplantae; Chlorophyta; Trebouxiophyceae; Chlorellales; Chlorellaceae. The record is from RefSeq and is a predicted model, not a curated record. The transcript has 14 exons. Bases 1 to 3483 code for a protein of 1160 amino acids.
AUGAGAGACCCGGCCGGGCAGCUCCCUGCGGGCAGAGAGGGUCCGGCGCAGAAGCGGCUGGGUCUGUUCUCCAGGCUGCGGUCGGCGCGCCACGGCAAGGGCGCCUCCCUGGCCGCCGCCGUCAGCGAAGCGCUGGGCGACGCCAGCUCCGCCCGCCAGUCGUCUGAUUCCACGCUGCAGCCGGUGGGGCGCCCCAGCUCGCUGCCCAGCGCCCGCUCCAGCUUCGACUCGUGCGGCGACGAUGCACCCAUGUCGGACCCCAACCACAGUCAUCGGGAGAGCCUGGACGAGAGCAACGCCAUCACCGCCGCCAGCGCCUACGACGACGCGGUGGCGCGCGGGAUUGGCGCCGCAGAGGCGGCCGCCGCGGCGCAGUUUGCGGCCGCCGCCAUGGCCGCGCAAUCCCAGUUCAUGCAGCAGGCCGCGGGGCCGCACCAGGCGGCGCCCCGCGAGGCGCCGCCGCCCGGCGGUCUGAGCUCCUUCAGCGCCAGCCUCCCCGCGGCGCCCUCCCCCUCCGACAGCAGCUGCAGCAGCGCCUCCGACCGGCAGCAGCCCCCGGGCGGCGCGGACCGGCGAAGGCCCUCCCCGCUGAGCAGCAGCGGCGCCAAACCGGGGCACGACGGCGGCCGCCGGCACGGCAGCGGCAAGCACGCCGAAAACCUGGAGCACGGCAGCACCGCGCCGCCGGGCGGCAUCGACGAGCUGGCUGAGAUGCUGCUGGCGGCAGCCAGCAUCGGCGCAGCAGCCGAGGCCGGCGGCAGUACCAGUACCAGCAAUGGGGGCGGGACACCCGGUCCCGCCAGCGACCUGUACUUGCAGCCGCUGCAGGUGACCAGCAGCGCGCCUGCUGUCGUGGCAGCCGCCGGCGGCGGCGGCGCGGCCGGCGGGCAGCACAGCGCGGCGUCCCGCCUGUCGGCGGGCCGCCACUCGGCGCCGCCGGCCCACGGCGCCGAGCCGCUGCUCAACUCGCAGGUGGCCCUGCUGGCGCAGCAGCUGCUGGCGCAGCAGCAGGCGGCGGCGGCCGCAGCGGCCGGCAGCAGCGCGGCGCGCCUGCGGCACAGCAUCCAGCUGGGCGCAGAGCACCAGCAGCAGCAGCAGCAGCAGGCGCAGUGGCAGCCGCCGCGCCCCGUCCCUCUCGACCGCUCUCGCACCAUGCCGGCGGCCGACCUGGCGCGCGGCCGCGCCGGCGGGCCGCUCAACGCCGCGCAGCUGUUGCUGCAGGGCGGCGGCAGCGGCGGGCCUCGCGCGCUGGGGCCGCUGCCGCCGCAGGCGCCCGGCGGGGGCAGCAGGAGCAUGGGUGCCAUCAUGGGCCUUGCGGUGCUGGAUGCGGCAGCCCAGCCGCGGUCCAGCCCCCCGCAGCUAGAAGAGCUAGAGCCGUCCCCCUUCUCCUCGGUUCAGGGGGUGUAUGGCUGCCACCUGCUGCCGCCCACCGACGUCUCGGACCCGCUGCCGGAGCCCUCGCCCCGGCCCAACAGCAGGCAGGCGGCGGCUGCCAGCCUGGCUGGCUCUGCGGUGCCGAGCAGCAUCGAUCUGCUGCUGGAUCCCGCCUUGCCCGCCACCAGCCGCGCCGCCUCGCACCGCCACAGCCUGGACACCCUGCAGGAGCUCUUUGCCACCACGCCCGUCGCCCUCAGCGCGGGCACCCCCGGGCGACCGACAGUGGCGCAGCUGAUGCAGCAGUUCCCCAGCGGGCGCGGCGGUGGCGGCGGCGGCGGCAACGCGGUGCGCCACAUCGGCGUGCGGCACAGCAUGGACGAGGGGCGGCGCACGCAGCACGCCAGCCGCGCGCUCGCCGCGCUGGCGGCGACCCGCAGGGGCGCGCGCGCCGCGGCCGUCGACCCCGCUUCCUCCUACUAUGGCCACAUCAACGCAGGCGCUAUGCAUGACCUUGCCAACAGCACAGUGACGGUGGUGGCGGGGGCGGUGCCCGUGCCUGCGGCCGCGGCAGGCCGCGCCACCACCUCCAUCUCCGCCCACGCCUCCUCCAUGGUCGACCCGGCCGCCAAGCCGGUGGCGGGCACGUUUGAGGCGCGCAUCGGCACGCCGCAGGAGACAAUGCUGGAUCCUGACCUCCACGAUACCUUUGGGGCCCACCCCUCCUACGGGCUGUCCCCCACCCGCCCCGCGCCCCACCGCCGCACCGCCAGCGGCGGCAGCCCCGCGUCGGACGCGGGGCGCGGCAGCGGCGCCGCCACCCCCACCGCCGCCACCUCCGACGGCUGGCGCCAGCCGCCGGCGGCGGCGCGGCGGCGGCACGCGCCGGCCGGCGCUCCCGCUCCAGGGCCCGGCCUUCACCACCCCACCGUCUACCAGCCCCACCAGCCGCCCGUGGGCGCUGCGGCGCUAGAGGAGAUGUCUCCCAUCGGCAAUGCCAUGAUGCUGGCGCCCACCAGCAUCCCGGGGCAGCACAGCAUCACGGUCAACGACCCUCAAGCCAUCGUCCCCUCCCUCAGCUUCCUCAAGCAGCGCGCCCUGGCGCGGCAGAAGCUGGAGCGUCUGGAUCAGGCGCAGCAGGCCAGCGCCGCCGCCAGCCGCGGCGGGUACAUCGCCGAGGCCAAGCGCGUGCUGGCGGCGGCGGUGCACACGGCCACAGCGCAGGAGGCGGCGGUGGUGGAGUCCAGCUGCUCCGGCGCCAUCGGCCCGCUGCUGCGGUACCUGCGGGACAACAAGCACAACGACGCGGCGCUGCGCUCGGGCCUGCACACCCUCAGCCUGCUCGUGUCCAACUCGCCCAACCGCGGCAUCAUCGUGUCGUUCCACGGCCAGGCCAUGCUGUGCGAGGCGAUGCGGGCCAGCCGUGACCUGGGCAUCCGCGAGAACAUCGUGCAGCUACUGUGGGACCUGGAGGCGCACAACCAGGAGUGCCACCUGGACCCGGACGACAUCCAGGCGCUGCAGUCUGUGCUGGAGGCCACCAGCAACGCCCUCAUCGCCUCCCACAUCCUCCACCUCCUGCACCACUGCCUCGCCCACCCCGAGCCGCCGCCGAUGACCGCGGAGCAGAUGCAGCUGUGCGCCCAGCGCCUGGUGAACGAGAUUGCGGCGCACAAGCAUCACCUGCAAGACGCGGCGCAGUACACCCUGGGCAAUCUGAUGGCGGUGGUGCUGGGGGACGGCCGCGUGGGCGUGCCGCAGCGCCAGGCCAUGGUGGCCCGCCUGCUCGAGGAGCUACGCCGCACCACCACGCCGGGGCAGUGCCAGGUGGUGCUGACGGUGCUGAGCUGCGUGGCGGGCGAGCCCAGCGUGCGCAGCGCCAUGGCCGCUUGCCACGCGCGGCGCCGCCUCAUGGACUUCUCCCAGCGGGUGGGCGACCCGCGCCUGCGCGCCCGCUCCCUGUCCCUCAUCAAGAUACUGCACAAGCAGGAGGCGAUGGAGUCGCGGCCCGAGCAAGCCGUGGGCAGCUGGUACUUUGGCGGCGGCGGCGGCGGCGGCGGCGGCAGCGGGCCCGGCACGAGCGGCUCCUCGCCGCCGCGCUCGCGAUGA